AUGGGUGGCCAUACGCAUCUCAUUGUCUUCGUCUCCAUGUUUGCAGCCAUAACUCUGAUAUCGGAAGCCCAAUACAUUCUCCCGAUCUUCAAACACGAACCCUCCAAACAAUAUUACACACUUAUCUACAUCGGAUCCGCCACAACGUCGUCUCCCGUAAACCUCCUCCUCGAUCUUGGAACCAACCUCACGUGGCUCAACUGCCGCAACAUCAAAUCUUUAUCAUCACUUCGCCUCGUUACUUGCGAGAGCUCCACCUGCAAAUCCAUUUCUGGCAAUGGCUGCGACGGAAAAAUCUGUCUUUACCGUGAACCAAGUCCUUUCCUCCUCACAAACCACACCGUGACCAAAACCGACCGUGUCGUUCAAGACAAAGCCACCAUCUUCUCUACAGAGAACGGAAUACCACCCUCCCUUGUCUCUUUCCGCCCCUUCACAUUCUCCUGCGCCGUCCAGAAAAACCUCCAAGGCAUUGCCCCUCCGAUCUCCGGAGUUAUUGGUCUUUCUUCGGGAGAACUUCCGUUCUGGAGACAGGUGACGUCAGCGUUUAAUGUCAUCCCGAAGUUUGCUCUCUGCUUGCCUUCUUCCCGCGUCGGUACAUUCUAUAUGGGCGCCACAAGUUCUUAUGAUACCCCGGUCUUCGGUGGAAAGAAUCCCGUUCCGAUGACUUUAACGCCCUUAAAAAUUGACUCGGGAAAAUAUCUAAUCUCCCCCACGUCAAUCUACGUUGACGGAAUCCCUUUAUCGUUGAACCCAAGUUUGCUUGAAGGGAGCCCAGCUCAGCACGGUGGUUCCUUACACCAGCGUUGA
Brassica oleracea var. oleracea is the source of this 810-nucleotide messenger RNA. Its product is annotated as basic 7S globulin-like. Lineage: Eukaryota; Viridiplantae; Streptophyta; Magnoliopsida; Brassicales; Brassicaceae. Gene Ontology annotation, biological process: proteolysis. The transcript is spliced from 2 exons. The record is from RefSeq and is a predicted model, not a curated record. Gene Ontology annotation, molecular function: aspartic-type endopeptidase activity. The coding region runs from base 1 to 810 and encodes 269 amino acids.